AUGUCCCAUCACUCUCUCUACUUCACUCGUGGGACUCCCCGAUGUGGCCUACCGGCAUUUACCUUGGAUUUCUCGAACGCACAUGCCUUGGAAGCUCUCACGGAGCGGCUCCGCCAGCAAUAUACACAUGGCUCGCCCGUGCCACCGCGGGUGCCGAAUUCAGACCAAGCGGAGCACGGCCUCUCUGAGAACAGUGACAAAUUCGGGCACAAGGCGCAAGAAUGGGUGCCCUCGCAGUCGAUGAUGGCAGAAGUGCCUCUGGUGACGCCCACCUUCAGCAAACCGAAGCCGAUUAAUAUUGCCUUGGGAAAUGGCAUUCCUUCCAUCUCAUCUGCGCUCCCUCAUUCUAGUGUUCAACGGCCCUCCCCGACGCAAACAGUCGUUCCGGCAUAUAUCGUAACGCGUGACCCGAUAACAAAGGACACUACUCCGGUCAAAGAAGAGCCGUCAGCUCGAAACGAUGUACUUGCAGGAAUCACCGCUGAGGGCUCUCCAGUCGCACCACAGAGCACUCUUCCGAUAUCUCAAGCGCAGCCUAGCAGGCCAGUGGCACCGGCAACGGUUCGGCCAGCCGAUUUGAGAAGAAGCGUUGCCCUAACAAAUGCGAAUCGGAGCCAGACUAGUGACGAAGCACAUCGUCUAACCCCUGGCACCCGGCACAACUCACCUGUACGAGCCACUUCACAUAAAAAACAGGGGUCGCAGAUGGGUUCACAAUCAUCCAUGUCUUCUCCUGACUACAGGCCAUCGUCUGGCUCGUCCCAGUCUUCCAAGUCUCCCGAGCCAAGCCUAAUAGCCCCCUCAAUGCAUUCUGCGUCGCCGAGUCGACGUCGGUCAUCUCGCGCCAGGGGCGAACCCGUCAUCUACAACCUCAAAAAGUUAUCUCGAAAAGCACUUGCUGCAGACUUCGAAGACAACCCUCACUUUCCCUACCGGUCUGAGGGGGAGGCGGCCAACCCUGUCUUUGAUCUACCAAUCCCAUCGGCCGCUUUACCCCGGCAGAGGUCUUCGCAACCUCGUCAGUCGUCGCCCCCUCGUCCUUCUCACCCGCCUCGUGCAUCGUUGCAUCCCCGUCAGACACCUCAAUCACGCGGGUACCUGCAAGAUUUAUCUGAUGGACAGCAGUCUCCAAGUGGGCCCCCGCGGGAAGGUAACCUCAUGAAGCUCCUAUGGGCUCGAGAACUGCACGGUUCACGGCCGAAUCAAGACCUGCUUCGUGCCACCGCGAGCUCCAACCUGAAGCCUUGGAAGUCCUGGAAGGGAACCUCGAAUGAUGUGGCGUCAGUGACAUUCUCGCCCGACGGCACAAGAUUUGCUGCCGGGUCUACUGCAUUGUCCGACCAGUACAACCGCGCCAAUAACUUGGUCUAUGGGGACAUCCCGAAGAACACUUUAUAUGAGCUUCCAAAUCACAAUGUCCCUCGCAGGGUGAAUGCUGCCAUGGCGGAUGAGCGGCUUUUCCCGACCGUAUCUACAGUCCAGUGGGUGGAUCAAACCUUCUAUACGGCUAGUUAUGAUCAGACUGUGAAGAUCUGGGAUGCGCAGGAUCUGAGCGCCACAAGAGUACCUAAUUGUACUCGGACACUCCAACACGAUUCCGGGGUCUUGGUUAUGGGCGUGUCGAGUAAAAUGCCGCAUCUUGUAGCCACCGGAACUACCCAUCAAUUUCACUUGUGGAACCUCAACGAUCACCAGUCUGGCUCACAAUCGCUGCAGAUUAAGCGAGACCCUCGUCAAAAAGCAAAUAUUGUUCUCGGACCAACGGUGCUUGGUUGGGGAGAGGCUCCGGGAUCCAAGCAAUAUCUUGUCGGAGGCAUGGCAGAACAGAUCCCCGAUAAUGAGAUGGAUGAGAAGAAGAGAUUUCAGGUUGUCAAUCACGGUCAUCUGGGAUUGUGGAAGGUCCAUGAGUCCUCUGUCGAGGUGUGCCGAAUCCGCGGUUUUGAUUCGCAGAACAUCUUCGACCUCAAAUGGCACCAAACGCAGCCUCGAUUUGCGAUUGGCAGUACCUACAGCCAAGCCAUGAACCUUCCCCUGCGAUCGAAAUCGGUCGUUCAGCUAUACGAUAUCGAAUCGGGAGAUCGGGCCGUGGUGACUGGUAAAUGCGCCUGCGCUGCCGCAGAUAUCAACGAGGUUACCUUCUGUCCCAUGGACUCUACCUAUGUUACCGCGAGCUGUACGGAGGGGAGCACCUACGUGUGGGAUACUCGUUUCAAUCAAAAACCGAUCCAUAAGCUCCAGCAUGGGCCAUCGGUCAUGGCUCUCAACCCGCUGUACGCUAGGGAGUUGGUUGAUUUCGGCGUGCGUGUAGCGCUUUGGGGCACCACGAUGGAUCAGUUCUACACCGGUGCUACAGAUGGCUACCUCAAGCAAUGGGACAUUCGUCGAUCGACCGAGGAUGCCCUCGUCGCCAACACAGCCCAUCUCAACGACGGAAUUACUUGUGGGGCUUUCUCCGCCGACAAGUCGCAACUUCUCCUGGGUGACUUUGGAGGCGGUAUUCAUGUCUUGACCUGCGAGAACACGGACGAGGACCAAUCGAGUUUUGCGUUCAAGCCAGCUCCGGACCCAGCUUCGACCGAGGAGCCGGGGAUCCCUGUUGCAAAUGAACUUCUGGACUCGAGACAGCUUAUUAUGCAUCCCGUCUACGGCCCUGUUCAGGGGCCUUGCUACAAAGGGCCCUAUGCUGCAUGGGCGCGUGGUCUUCCCCCGAUGACGCCGGCGGACAAGAUCAAGCGGACACCCUUGUUGGGGAAAUUCCAAGCUCGCCAAUUUGAUGGGCCUCCAAUAUACGAUCGGCCCGAACUCGAUGCUGGAUCCCGUCGAGAUCUUCAGUGUCAAUUCAAUCUUGCUCGCGCCCGUCACGCCCGCAAUAGUUCUCUUGGCCUGGCACGAGUUGGUCGUGACACGAGUCCCCGGAAGCGUAAGCGUGAUUAUCUCACAGCAUACGGUGGUAUCGAAAAGGACUCCCAACGACACAAAUCCCUCAGUCCCAGCCGGCGAAAGAGCAAAAAGAAAAAGAGAAAGAAGCUCUAUCGCCGCAGCAUCCACGUGAUUACUCGGAUUGAAGACUCCGUCAUUGAUUUGACUAUGGACUCUGGCUCGGAUGCGGAAGUAACAGCCGCGAAUGUCGAUCCGGCCGCGGCGCCAGUUUCGAACCCCGUCGCUGAAUCUGCUCCUGUGCCGAUGCCGGUGGAUGAAACUCCUGGAGUCACUCUCGCAGAGUCGAGUGUGGACUUGCCCGAGGCACCUGUGGAACAUCCAGGGUCUCGUGUAGUCUCACUCUCCCCGGUGAUCAAGGUCCUCGAUGAGGAUUCAGAGGAAGACUUUGAAGACUACUGGUGGCCGGAAAGCGGGCACGUUGACGCCAACUUAAGCCCCGAUGAGCUGUGA
Messenger RNA from Penicillium diatomitis, 3390 nucleotides. RefSeq names its product WD repeat protein. Gene Ontology annotation, biological process: regulation of actin cytoskeleton organization; TOR signaling. The record is from RefSeq and is a predicted model, not a curated record. Gene Ontology annotation, molecular function: protein binding. The transcript has a single exon. NCBI's taxonomy places the organism in Eukaryota, Fungi, Ascomycota, Eurotiomycetes, Eurotiales, Aspergillaceae. Gene Ontology annotation, cellular component: TORC2 complex; TORC1 complex. The coding region runs from base 1 to 3390 and encodes 1129 amino acids.